AUGUCAUCUUCCAGAGAUAAAUCACAAAGUUGGAAUUCUACCCAAAAAGGUCAAUUCAAAUUUGUUCCCAGUAUCCAACCUUCCACCCAAGGACAGGGGGGUAAAUGGAAAUACGAUUGCGAUUUUACAUCUCAGAGAAGUUGGAUAGGAACAGUGAGUAAAACGGGUAUCGAACAUGCUAUGAAGAAUAUAGAAAUUGGUAUGGAAGAUAUCGCCAAGACGUUCAAUGAUCCUACCUCAACUUUUCAAUCGAUUGAAUCUAAGAUGGAAGCUUUGAAAACAUGGGAGGAAGGAAUCAAAUCACAAAUCGAAGGUUUUAAACUUGAUUACCCACAAUUUGACUUUGUAGGGGAAUGGAUGUGCAUCGAUGCGGAUGCACACAGCAGACCUACCAACUAG
Kwoniella botswanensis is the source of this 399-nucleotide messenger RNA. RefSeq lists its product as uncharacterized. The record is from RefSeq and is a predicted model, not a curated record. NCBI's taxonomy places the organism in Eukaryota, Fungi, Basidiomycota, Tremellomycetes, Tremellales, Cryptococcaceae. The transcript has a single exon. Bases 1 to 399 code for a protein of 132 amino acids.